Messenger RNA from Setaria italica (foxtail millet), 1504 nucleotides. Its product is annotated as protein tesmin/TSO1-like CXC 7. Lineage: Eukaryota; Viridiplantae; Streptophyta; Magnoliopsida; Poales; Poaceae. The coding region runs from base 115 to 1317 and encodes 400 amino acids. The record is from RefSeq and is a predicted model, not a curated record. The transcript has 6 exons. Gene Ontology annotation, molecular function: DNA-binding transcription factor activity.
CCCCUCCUUCCUCCCGGGCUCCACACCUCUCGCGCUCGCCUUCGCUUCGUCGCCACGGCGAGCCCCACGCCGCCCCAGCCGCCGAUCGGGGCGCCGGCGCCGGCGCCCGAUCCGAUGGACGCGGAGGAGGAGCCCCCGAAGGCCCCGCAGCCGGAGCCCGCCGGAUCGGAGCCCGACGAUGCCCGCAGCACGCCUCCUCCUGCCCCUCCCCCGCCUCCACCGCCCGCUCCCACUCCAGCCCCCGCCCCGGUUGUUCCAGCCCCGGCCGCCGAAGCCGCUGCUGCGCCCCCCGCCCCCGUCUCCGCGGCCGUGUCCCCGCCUCCGGCUGCUGCGGCGGAGGCGAACGGCAACUCCGACAGGAAGAAGAAGAGGAAAACGGAGGAUGGGGAGGGGUGCAAGACGUGCAGCUGCAAGAAGUCCAAGUGCCUCAAGCUUUACUGUGUGUGCUUUGCUUCUGGGUCACAUUGUACUGAAUCAUGUGGAUGCGAACCUUGUCUUAACAAGCCAAUGCAAGGGGCUCCAAGGACUGCACUAGUUUUACCUCUGAAACCUGUCCAAACAUUGGAGACUGGUCAAGAUUCAAUGGAACAACUUAUAAGAUCCCCUAUGGAUCUUAUUAGAAGAAAAUGCACCUGCAAGAAGUCAGGCUGCCUAAAGAAGUACUGUGACUGCUUCCAGGGAGGGGCAGGAUGCUCCAUCAACUGUAAAUGUGAAGAUUGUAGAAAUCCGUUUGGGAGAAAAGUUGGCGUUAUUUUGGAUGGUAAAAGUGCUCUUGCUGCGCCUGUACUGAAUGAAAGAAAUGGGGCAGAAGUUGACUCGAGUGAUGACGAAGAUGAUUAUUACAUGAAUCGACAGCUCUCACCAAUCCCUCCAUCUCCAGUAUCCAGGGAGUCUUCAUUCCAACAGGAGACACUAGUCGGUGUCGAAGUCCAGACCAUGAACGGGCACCUCUACCCAAAACCACUGACUCAAGUGCGGCCUGAGCCGCCAUCCUGGCAGCUCUCCAGGAGACCAGUUGAGGAAGCGCGUGGAGAACAAUGGCGCUUCUCGAGGAGGCCCAGUGAGGAUGGAACCUCUGAUGCCAUGGAAGCACAUGCAAUGGCCCAGAGGGACAACAAGAAGCCGGAGAUCCAUGUGGACAGGUUCAGCAUCCCGCGGUGCAUCGAGGUGAUGAGUGCCAUGGCAGACCUCUCACCAAUUGAGAAGUCGCUGGCGCCCGACGUCUUCUUGGACCCGAGCAACCGGGAGAUCUUCCUCUCACUGAGUGUAGAUAUUAGGCCCAUAUGGCUGAGGCGCAAGAUGAAGAGCCUCGUUUAGCUAGAGAUAGCGUGAGAAAUUUUCGUCGGCUUAUACCUUAAUAAACCUGUGAUAUACUGCUGUAGAUAUGGAUGGCUUGAUGAUGAGUUAUGAACUGAUGUAUGUACCUGGCGCUAAGUUAUGGUGCAUGUUGCCACGUUAUAUUUGGAGCCCAGCCUAUUAUUAGAAUUAGCAGUAAGUUGAUUAU